Molecule: messenger RNA, 2728 nt
Organism: Branchiostoma floridae (Florida lancelet)
Lineage: Eukaryota; Metazoa; Chordata; Leptocardii; Amphioxiformes; Branchiostomatidae
Product: aminopeptidase NAALADL1-like
Exons: 22
Coding region: 184-2478 (764 amino acids)
Molecular function (GO): carboxypeptidase activity
Source: RefSeq, a predicted model, not a curated record
GUUACUUACAUAUCGAUUUGAAUGAUUUUAAACUACUGCGUAAACAUGUAGUUUAUGAUAGGUUGAGCUCUUAUUUGGGUUAAAGGUCGGUCAAAGUUUGGUCUCUUGUAUAGAAGGACUGUGACUGCAGAAUAUUGAGGACGUGAUGUGAGAGAACAGAUCAAAACAAUCAAAACUCACAAAAUGGACUCCGAGGCUGGAUACGGAGCGAUUCUUCUAGGGAGUGACCGGCCCCAAAACUUCGAGGAAGACCAAAAGACGAUGUCUAAAGGCAGGUACAUCAUCCUGGCCGUUUUGUGCGGUGCUGUUGCACUGGGUGUCGGCGUCAUCAUAGGAUGGUUCUCCAAAUCAGGCUUGACCGAGGAAGACCGAGUCGCGCUCGACAAGUUUCGGGCACUGGUGCGGGGUGCCGACGGAACAGUCGGAAACACCAUCAUGGACGAGAUUGACCCGGAGAGAAUUCGAGAGAAUUUAAGAGAGCUGACGAGAAGACCCCACAUGGCGGGUACUGUGCCUGAUCUGGAGAUGGCAGAACUCAUAAAGCAGACGUGGGUGGACAACGGAUUGGAUGACGCAAGACUGGUACCCUAUGAUUUCCUUUUGUCGUACCCGCCCAUGGGGGAGAUGAGUGAGAACAACACGGCCGUCACCGUGGAUGAGGUGGGGUUCGUGUUUGAGGACACCCGCACGUCCCACAUCGAGCCCGAGCUGCAGGGAGACCCGGACGCACCGCAGUUCUUCUACGCCUUUUCUCCGCCAGGAAAUCCAGAGGGGGAACUUGUAUUUGCCAACUACGGUCGCCCACAGGACUUUGACUAUCUCGAAAAGAACGCGAGCGUCAACUGCACCGGGAAGAUAGCUUUGGUCAAGUACGGCCGGGAAGGCAGAGGCGCGAAGGCCACAAACGCUGCUGCCGUCGGCGCGGCGGGAGUUAUUAUCUACCCUGACCCGGCGGACGUGAACGUGGCGGGCGGGGCGGUGUACCCGGACGGCUGGUUCCUCCCGGGGACGGGGGUGGAGAGGGGCUCGGCACUCAGCGAUCCGGGGGAACCGCUCACCCCCGGGUAUCCAGCAACCGAUUACGCCUACCGUAAGCCCCUCAGCGAUGUGGACGUGUUUCCGCCCAUCCCCAUCUUACCCAUCUCGUACAACGACGCACAGGAAUACCUCCGACGACUGACCGGUGAAGAGGUGCCCCCUGGAUGGAACGGUUCACUACCAGUAACGUACAGACUUGGGCCGGGAUUUACGGACGAUUGGGCUGCAAGAAAAGUACGCAUCAAUGUGUAUACGAACACAACAACACAAAGGGUCUACAACGUCAUUGGGGUGAUAAAGGGAAGAGUUGAACCAGACCGUUACGUGAUGUUUGGGAACCAUUAUGACGCCUGGGUGCAGGGAGCCAUUGACGACACCAGCUCAACAGCCAUCAGUCUGGAGCUCACCAGGGUUUUUGGAAAUCUUGUGAAGGAAGAGAAGUGGCGUCCUCGCCGGUCUGUUGUAUUUGCUGCAUGGGGAGCCGAGGAGUUUGGGCUAUUUGGAUCUAUGGAGUAUGUUGAGCAAUAUGCCAAACUGCUCGGGGAACGCCUUGUCACCUACGUCAAUAUGGACGUUGGAGUUGCAGGAAACUACAGCCUAGCUGUUGGGGCAAGCCCAUCCCUACAGAACGCCAUCUACGAGGCCACAAAACGGAUCCCUAGUCCUCACAACACACCUGACAAAACCGUGUACGAUGACUGGGCACAAGGACAGGAAACUCCGUACAUCGGCGGCAUUACCUUGAGUACGGACCACUCUUCCUUUGCGCUACGAGUCGGCACUCCCGUCAUGACCAUGGCUUAUGAUUACGACAAGACAGGGUACCCUACAGGGACCAGUUACCCUGUGUACCAUACCGGAUAUGACAACAUGGACGUCAUGGAACGUUUUGUGGACCCGGACUUCUCGGUUCACCGUGCAUUAACCAGAACGGCAGGCGAACUCCUGAGGUACCUAUCAGAUGAAGUACUUCUCCCUCUGGAGUGGAAGCAGUACGUCACCGUCCUCACUGCCAGUCUAAACGCCACCCUAACAGACUAUGGCACGUCGUUAGAGGAACAAGGCAUCAGUCUAGAUGGUUUGACAUCAGCCGUCCAGAACUUCAGUGAUGCAGCAGCAGAGUUCCAGAACAAACUGGACAGAGUAGACAAGGACAACCCAAUCCAGGCGCGGAUUGUUAACGACCAGCUGGUUGCAUUAAACAGAGCUUUCAUUGACCCCAACAGGCAACAUGUUUUCUUCAAGCACAUUUUAUUCUCCCCACCCUACUGCACUCUGGGAACCAGUAACUCCUUCCCUGGGAUUAUAGAUGCAAUGUGUGGAGGUCCACAGGGCGAAGGUUGGGAGGAAGUAAAGAAGCAAGUGGCUAGCAUUGCUUUUACCAUCCAGUCAGCAGCUGAUGUUUUAAAUGAUGUAGACAGCAUUGCUGGGCCAACAUGAUGACAACAUAGAAGCAGCCAGAGUGUGGUUUUGACUGCACAUGCACAGCAAUAAUGGGUAAUAUAUAAAAGGUGAAGAUCCUAACUUUAACAGUUCCUUGCCUGGACUACGCUUGAUACAUGUCCAGUCAUGUUUUGUCUCAGGGGCCUUCAACUUUGACAUUACCCACAAUGCACUUUGCUGCAUUUGUGUAGUUUGAACCAUUAACCAUAUACUAUAUGUGAUAAAACCCAAUAAAACUGGAAAGUUG